Messenger RNA from Engraulis encrasicolus (European anchovy), 3334 nucleotides. RefSeq names its product E3 ubiquitin-protein ligase TRIM35-like. The coding region runs from base 441 to 2090 and encodes 549 amino acids. Gene Ontology annotation, molecular function: protein binding; zinc ion binding; ubiquitin protein ligase activity. Gene Ontology annotation, biological process: protein ubiquitination. The transcript has 8 exons. The record is from RefSeq and is a predicted model, not a curated record. NCBI's taxonomy places the organism in Eukaryota, Metazoa, Chordata, Actinopteri, Clupeiformes, Engraulidae. Gene Ontology annotation, cellular component: cytoplasm.
GCUAACUGGCAGGUGCACGUCACUAACCAUAGAAGCGUAUGGGAUAUUCGUACUACGACGUGACAUCCUUUAUCGACUGGAAUAAACUGAUUACCUACAAUGGGUAGCUGAUACAAAGCCCAUUCUCUAUCCCCGCCUUUCUGUUACACUUUUAAAAGACUACUGCGCUGUGAACUACUCCUUUUUCUAUUAUUACAAUCCACGCACACAGAGACCACGCAAACGCACUGCAGCAACUCUACUGGUUGCUAUGGCGACGACAUGCUACAGUACAAAUGCCGCCCCCAAGUUCGUCAUCAUAAACAAUCAGACACAAACCAGAGGAGUCAACCACGAUUUGCCUUCAGAGUUUGGUUCUUUUGAGUGCUCUGCACUGGGCAUCUCAAUGAGAAGGAGAAACAGAGAUUGUAAGACCAACUCCAAAGCCACACCAGAGAGAAAUGGCUUCAAUUUCAAUCACAGAUGAGGACCUGUCCUGUCCAGUGUGUAAAGGCAUUUUCAGAGACCCUGUCAUACUCUCCUGCAGCCACAGCUUCUGCGAGGACUGUGUGAAAACCUCUUGGGAGACGAGAGGAGACAGGCAGUGCCCUGUGUGUAGGGCGUCUUCAGAAGGCCCGGCCCCAGUACUCAAUCUGCAUCUCAGGAACCUCUGUGCGAUUUUCCAAGAGGAGGGAAAUCGAAGAGGACUCCUGUGCAAACUCCACCGCUCAGAACUCAAGCUCUUCUGUAAAGACGACAAGCAGCUGAUCUGCCUGGUGUGUAGAGACUCAAAGCUCCAUGACAACCACAACAUCAGCCCCGUCAGUGAAGCAGCAGCUGAAUAUAUGGAGGAACUGAAGAGGAAACUCGAGGCCAUAGAGGAGGUGCCACCUGACUGUAAACGAGCUAAAACAACCAAAAGGGACGACCCCGCUCAACACAUCCGAGAUGAACUGGCUGUCGUACUGCCGUCAUUUAAGGAGAAGCUGGAUGCCCUUGAAAAAGCUAAAGAAACAUUUGAUGAAACAGCCCAGUAUAUCCAGGUUCAGGCCCAACGGGCAGAGGAGAUCAUCAAGGAGGCGUUUGAAGUGUUUCAUACCUUUCUACGUUCAGAGGAAGAGGGCUGGAUAGCCGAACUGAAGGAAGAAGAGGAGCAGAAGAGUCAGAUGAUGAAGGAAAAGAUUGAGAAGAUGAGCGGAGAGAUCUCAUCUCUCUCAGACACCAUCAGAGCCAUUGAGGAGGUCCUGCAGUCUAAUGACGUCACGUUUCAAAACCUCAAGUCAAUGGUGGAAAGAACCCUGUGCACUCUGCAGGAUCCAGAGAAGCUUCCGCAAGGAGCUCUGAUCAAUGUGGCAAAGUAUCGGGGCAACUUUUACCAGAAAGUCUGGAAGGAUUUGGGCAAGUCCUUGGGUGAAUAUAAUCCUGUGAUUCUGGACCCCAACACCGCGGGCAUGUGCGUCACCCUGUCUGACUGCCUGGAUUGGGUGCAAUACUACCCUCAAGGGCACGAGCUUCCCAAUAACCCAGAGAGAUUCAUCGCACGGAACGGCGCGCUGGCUGAGAGUGACCUAGAGGGGUUAAUCGUGGAGGACUGUGUGCUGGGCUCAGAGGGCUUUAACUCGGGGACUCACUGCUGGGACGUGGAGGUUGGGCGCUUCGGUGAGUGGUCUGUGGGGCUGAAGUCGGAGAGCUCCAGUAGGAAGGCACCUGACUCCAACUGGCAAGGAUUCUGGGGUAUCCAUUAUCAUUGCAUUACACCUUUGCCUAAUUAUGGCGAAUAUGAUGUUCGUUCUCCGGACACGUCUCCUAUUCCCCUCACAGUGGACCAGAGACUCUUUAGGAUCAGAGUGCAGCUGGACUGGGACAGAGGAGAGCUGUCAUUCACUGACCUCAGGAACAACACACGCCUGCACACUUUCACACACGCCUUCACAGAGAGGAUGUUUCCGUGCUUUAUGGUAUAUUGCUGCUAUCUGCAGAUUUUGUCAGUGCCACCUAGUGCAGUGACCUAUAACAUGGGCCCCUGGGCCAGACAGCAAGAGCUCCCGGGCCUGACGGCAUGGGCCCCUGGGCCAGACAACAAGGGAGUCCCCUCCUCCGUGGAAUCGUAAAUGUCUAAAAGAUUAAGGUGUUUAUUGAAAAUGCUGGAGAGCUUUAGUUGUUGGUAGUUUCUACCCCGAGAAAAUGUGAAAACACAGUAGAGAGAUGUGCAUUUUUUUAUAUUUGUUUUCUGCGCAUUUUAGCUUUUAAUCAGACGGGACAGUCAAAGAUUGAGAUUGGGCGAGACAACAAGGAAGUCCCCUCCUCCAUGGGGCUUAAAUGUGAACCUUCCACAUUCAUACCAUACAUGUGACCCAUUUGUUACAGGGUUCCAAUGUUAUUUACUGCUAUUCCGUUGUCUUGUUUGGGUAUUAACAAUGUUAUUUACUGCUAUUCCGUUGUCUUGUUUGGGUAUUAACAAUGUUAUUUACUGCUGUUCCGUUGUCUUGUUUGGGUGUUAAAGGGACAGUUUGGUCAAUUUCAACAUGCAGUUGUAUUGCUCACGCUACCCUUGACUUGUCAGUACCUGGUGAUGCCACAUUUUUCGGCUCAGCCCUUUCCGAGAUAUGAGCAAUUCUAAUGGGGGCAGCGUUUGUUUACAUUUAAAAAAAAUGAAACAUAGGCCAACUCCAAAUAUUUUCCCAAAAGGUACUGCUGUUUGCUAGUUGUCUGCUGAUGUUUUAUAACAUUUUGAAUGUUUUUGGGAAUAAAUAAAAAAACAUUUUUGAAAUGUAAACAUUACAAUGACCAGGAUCUCGGAAACGGCUGAAGAAGAAGGAAAAAAAAUCUCAGGCACUGACAAGUCCAGGGUAGUGUGAGCAUUACAACUGCAUGUUGAAAUUGACCAAACUGUCCCUUUAACAAUGUUAUUUACUGCUGUUCCGUUGUCUUGUUUGGGUGUUAACAAUGUUAUUUACACAAUCUGUUCUAUUGUGUUGUUUGGGUGUUAACAAUGUUAGGGUUUCCUGCUGAAUAUUUCUUAGUCAAGGUGGGUGGGGGGUUAGCAGAGAUGCCAACAGUUUUAAAAAGUAAGGAAAAGUGAAAAGGAAACAGUUUUAGUCACAAUUGAGCAAAUGGUGUAUCAGGUUUAUAAUAUUAUGUGUUAGUGUGUUAUUUACAGCACAAAUUUCCUUUUACCUGUAGCUACUUUUGACACCUCUGGUGGUUAAACGAUAUGUGACGAUAUGCGACAUCCUCAGAAAGAGCCAUGGUGUAUUUUUGUUUUCGUUAAAUAUGACAUGAAACCCCACAAAAUGAACACCUUAUACAUUUGUCUUAAUCAAAAUUUGAAAUAAAUCAACUUUUGAAAUUCAUA